Homalodisca vitripennis (glassy-winged sharpshooter) is the source of this 7062-nucleotide messenger RNA. Its product is annotated as protein KIAA0100-like. The coding region runs from base 180 to 6677 and encodes 2165 amino acids. Lineage: Eukaryota; Metazoa; Arthropoda; Insecta; Hemiptera; Cicadellidae. The record is from RefSeq and is a predicted model, not a curated record. The transcript has 41 exons.
UCACCUGCUUUGCUUUGAGUACUUACUAAUUUGAUUUGUGUCAAACGUUGAAUUUGUGAUUGUUUACGCUCUGUAUUAUUAUUAUUAUUAUAAUGAUCUAUCACAUUAUAUACAUAAACAGAUUUAUUUUUGAAUAGCACAUACAUAAUUAAUAAAUGUAGCACUGUAUUAGGUUGUAAAUGGAUGGUUUCGGGAUAUUUUUUGUAGUAUGUGGAUGCUUUUAUUUGGCCUGCAGAUGGUUGAUACCAGAAUUGUUGACAUGGUAUAUCAGUAGAAAAUUUAACAUUGAUAUUCGAAUCGGUCAAAUUGGAGUGUUUUAUUUCAAACUGAAGGAUGUAGUUAUAUACAAAAAUGGUUUCACUAUCCACAUAGAUAAGAUCAGCUUCCGGAGCAGUUUCUUGAGCAGCGAAGUAGCGAAGUUGCUGUCAGUGGUGGUCCACGAUGUCAGGAUCAACAAGGAUGUCAGGAGCAAGAGAAGUGGCCAGCCCCGGCCUUGGCAGCCCCCUCCGUCAUUCCACAACCAGAGGAUACCACCCACUGUUAUCACAUUUGCUCAGUUCAUGGCCGUGGACAUCCACUCGGUGACGGGAAUGUUCCUGUGGACAGACAGUCCUGAGUGGCUCCUCCACAUGACGUUGACUGACAUCCACAUUGACGGUUCCAUACUACACAGCUCUCGUUCACUGCUGGUCAAUAUCACUGUUAGGUCAUCCAGCGCCAAGCUGCUUCGUCACGCUGCCGAUGCCUGUCUCGCUGAGCUGUCAGUGGCACUAGCUGCUGAGGCGACAUUCGUAGCACAAGGCCCACUGUCCCUCGAGGAAGUGUAUGUGGGGCUAGAACAUACGAAGGCUGUGAUUAAUGAUGGGUUCUACAGCUUCGUUCAGGAGCGUCACAAGCCAGAGCCACUCUCCAGUAAACCUGAUGUUGCCAUCAUCGUUCAGAGACUCGCUCCCAUCAUCCCCAAGCUGCUGACCCUGAAACUGGAAGACGCUCUGCUGCAAGACAUGGCGACUCUACAACUCUUCCAAUUAAAGACAAAGUUCGCCCCCGCCAUCCCCCCCGCCUCUUGGCCCCAGCUGGCUGUGGAACUCAAAAUCAAUGGAUUCCAUGUCAGUAAAGACACCAGCAGGCUCCUCACACUUAACAAACUUAGUUUUGACGCUGAGGUCAUGGAAAAGGUGAUCAUCGUCCAGUUCUCUCUCAAAAACCUCUUAGCCUCUUACGAUCACGAGAAUGUCUACUCUUGGCUACUCACACACUUGCAUCAGCCGCAGGACUUCCAGGAGGUGGAGGGUGAGGAAGAGGUGUCCGACUGGGAAUGGCUGCAAGGAGUGGAACUCAAGGGGAAGGUAGAGCUGCUCAACGUGACGACAAUACUGCGACUCUCCCAGACCACUGUGGACGCUGUGUCAGGCUUCAACCACCUCAAGGUUGUGUGCACCUGUGAUCCCUCGUCUGUCAAUGCUGAGGGACACAAGUACACGGCCGAGCUGCUGAUGGAGUCGGCAUGGUGUCGUCUGAACAGUGGGCAGGAUGCCCCUCCCGGCAAGAGCCACAUCUGGGGCACACCGCUGUAUUUGGGCGUCACGCUCGUCAACCUGCGACGCCCACUCACAGGGCCAGCUCGGCUGCAGGGGAUGCUGGACAUUGUUCGAGUUGAGUGGAGUCCACCUCUCGCCUCAUUCCUUGCACACGCAGCAUCAUGUGUCAAAGACUACCAGUGUCUGCGAAAUGUACAGCAAUCUUCUAGAUCAUCUACUGCAGUAAAUAUUCACAUUGAUACUACAAUCAACAUAACAAAUACAAAUGCAUUUCUUAUCGCAGACAAGAAAGUCUGCAUAGUUGUGCGGUUGGAUAAAAUGUUGGUCGACAGCAGACAAGCCAAACUUUCCAUCACAUUAGAAGGAGCCAAGAUCAUGUCUAUCUCCCCCACCAAAGCCCAGUAUACUUGUCUUCGGUCUGAAGAAAUUAAGGCAGCGUGUGGACACGUGAAGAUGGUCCGGGCAGAGUGGCACAAGCAGGACAACAUGUGGCUGGUGGAGCUCACCGAGGAGGUGGACACCGUCUGGAGUCCUAACCUGCAUCUUAAGUUGCUCACUCUGUUCAAGGAGAUGAAAGCACUUAGGAACACUCUGGUCUCACCAGAUAGAGAAACAGUUGUCUCAGAGAGAAGCUCUGUCCCUGAGUCACCUCCUAGAAAACUUCAAGUCAAAGUGAAAGCUCGUCUGCGGUGCAACCUCAUUCUCUCCUCCAAACAUAACCUAACUUUCACAACUGAUGACAUAGCUUAUUUGUAUGCCAAAGACAACUGCUUGCUUGAAACUUCACUGCUGAAGAUCGCUGUUGAUGGUGCUACUAUUUUCACUUUUGAGAACCUGGAAGUGAAGAGGCUCCAUGACAGUGAGGUUGUGAAAGGGGAACGCGCUAACUCCGAUGGCUUUUUACUAGCAUGGAACAACACCUGGGGAGUCUCUAUCAAGUCGCUGAAGAUGAUAUUCCCGUAUGAGCACAACUUCACUGAUGCUGUCCAAAAGGAGUUCAUCAGCAUUGUGAAGUGGCUGCGGUCUCUGUAUCGUAAACAGAAACCCACCAAUGAUGUGCAACCUUUGCCAUCAGACUUGGUUAUCAAGCUAAAAGAGUUUGUGUUUGAGAUGAGUGAUGAUCCAUUUGAAGUUCGUUUGAGAGACAAUUACGAGCUUCUAGAAGAUGAGUACAAGGAGAUCCUCAAGCGUCAGAAAAUGUUGGAUGCAAAGGUGGCCGACAUGUGCAAGACGCGGCGGCUGUUGCCAGCUGGUAAAGUUGAAGAGUUGUAUCAAAAUUUCAACAAGCUGAAUUCCCAAAUCUAUCUUCAGCGCAGCCGUCAGAUGAAACAGGCAGGGACACGCACUAGACUGUUUGCUUGGAUCAUGUCAGAAGUGGAGAUAAUCGCUCUGGCUGAUCCGUCGAUACAUGGAGCAGAGAAUGUGGUCAAGGUCAUGACGGAGAUCGACUGUGACACACCUUGGCCAGAGGAGGGAGUUGAGUUCUCCACUCUGUGGUGUCGCUCAGUGACCGCAAGCUGUGUCGAGUGGAAAUUUCAACUGCGGGACUUCCCACAACCGUGGCUGGACAUCGGACAGCUGCAUAUGUGGGGGCGACUGGUGGGUGCGGAGCAAAUGGCAACACGCAGAGCAAAGAGAGAGGUGGUGAUAGAGCUGGGCGAGCCAUGGGGUCAAGUGGAAGUAGAACGCAGCAUGACGUCACUGAAGUUCUACCACGAUCUCAACUGCGAAGUGGAGCACUUCAGUUACGCCUUCGGUCCAUGUUGGGAACCGGUCAUAGCUCAGUGCAACCUCAGUUUCGAGAAGAUCUCCAGACCCUCCCUGGACCCCAGUCCACCACUGUCGUUCUGGGACAAGAUGAGGCUGCUGAUCCAUGGCCAACUGACAAUGGAGAUACACCAGCUGACUGUGCUGCUGCAUGCCUCCCUGGACCCCUACAACACCACUGAGGAGAUGGAGGUCACCUGGAGCAAUGUGGUCAUGGACUGGACCAAUGCGAAGGUGGUAUUCAAGGGCAACUUUGACAUCUGGGUGCGGACAGCAUCCAAGUACGAUGACUGUAGACUUCUCCACCUUCCUAACCUGAAACUGAGUAUCAAGCUGUCUUGGGUGUGUCUGGGCAACCCCAAUGACCACCACUCGGUCAUGCCAUGUGCUCCUGAUAAACUACCAGAAUACUCUAGCAACCAGGUUCACGAUUCCUAUAGAGCGUUUCGUUCUCAAAAUUUGAACGUAACUCUGGCCUUGGAGACCAAACCGUUGUCAAGUGUCGACUCAUCAGAGGUCAACUGUCCUGUUGCUCUACUCUACGGCAGUACAUUACGAUGGUUUGAGAAUCUGAAGCUGAUCUUAUCAGGAGUGACCAGACCGACCCGCAGGGGUACGGCCUUCCACAACCUGAGACCUCGGAAGAUUCCUCUGAGCCGUCACUACCGCACCAUCCACCUGUCUCUGGCUCUACACCGGUUCCACAUCCACUACUGGAUGUCCUUUGCUAUGCAACGAGGCCUGGAGCUCACAGGACAACGUAUAUCCUCCAGCUCUGAACAUACAUUGACGCUGGUACCAGUAGAUGAUGGGUUGAAGCACCGGCCUCGGCCUGAGUGGGCCAUUGUGUACAUGACUUGCGAGCUUAACGAUGCCGAGGUUUGGCUGAAGAGCGCGCUGCCGGAGGAGAGUGGCAAGGAAACACUCUCACUGCGGCAACCUGUGGAGAAGUGCUAUUGCCUGAGUGUAGGAAAGGUGUCGUAUGGCAGAGAGGCAUCCCCUCUAGGUGUGAAGUGUCGGGGUCUCAAAGAGGGCAACCCUACACACAGGCUGGUGGUCCACCAUUUGAAGGGUGCUUGGACCAUGAGUAACCGAGAGGUGGCUUUUGCACUAUUUGACUCGUUCAUGAAGACCAAGCAAUUGAAGAAGAAUUUGUCAACUGAAGCUCUGAAAGGAUUCCGGGGAGACACAACGAGCACACCUCUCAAAUCUCGCAAUCGUAACACCGGAGGACAAGUCACCCCACCUGCGCCCCCUCCACCUGCACCUGCCAUUCAAGCAACUCCUUCACCAAUGACCAAGCUGCAGUCAGGGCAGGCGGCAACCAUGCUACAGCAACUUAUUGCUGAGGCAGAGAACAAGAACGUGGUGUUCAGCGAUGACCUCAGCACACAGACUCGGGAGCAGCAGCUGCAGGGGCUGGCUGCAUGUCACGAGGAUGAUGUGGUCCACAAGAAUUGGCUCAUCGCUCUUGUGAACAGUCAAGUGCUCCUGAAGGGCAUAGAGACUAAGGGCUACGUGAUAUUGAGUGCUGCCAAAGCUGAAAUCCUCCAGAGGGUGCACCGGCCUGUAUGGAAGGACAGGACUCUGGUCUCCAAGACCACCUGGGUCGGCUCGUUGGAGUGUAUGCAGUACUAUGCCACAGUCAGUGCUGGCGAGAACGACUCCUUGGAUGAAAACAUAAUGUGGUUAAAUGUGGAAAACAUACAGGAGAAAGAGGGAACAUAUAUCACAGACCUCCCCGACUUGCCCCACCUGGUGGGCAGUGGGCAGAGUGUCGGGGGAGUGAUCAGUGAGACAGUGGGGGCCAGCAGUACAGAGGAGAACCCUCCUUUACAGCUACAAAGGAUAGUGUCACGGUGCAAGUGUGAGUUCUUUUACGUGGGGUACGGUGAGAGUUCCAUGGACCCCCACAACCUGGCGGAGGUACCUCCCGUGCCUCCAGAGGAGCCCAGUGGUCUAUGGGAGCGACGGGAAACUGCUGUGGAUGCCUUCACACUCAUGCAUCAUGACCUUGACGUCUGUACCAACUCCCUGCAGUAUGCCAUGAUUUUGGACAUAGUCAACAACCUGCUGCUGUAUGUGCCACCGAGACGGAAGGAGGCUUACGAGCGCUUACAGAGGAUGAGGUUCCAGCUGCAGCUACACAGUGUAGAAGACCAGCAUAGACCCAUUCAGCAGCUGCAGAAUCAUGUGCGAUCAUUGGUGUCCAAACUGCGUAAGCUGGAGAAGGAAACUUACCUGGUACAGAGAGCCCUAGCGGACGAGCCGGGCAGCGAACAUCUUCUCACGGAGAUGGAGAUUCUGGAAGAGCGGGUAUAUGACUGCAAAGAGCAGCUGUUGUCCCAAAGUGAUGAGCUGCACAUGAUGCUCUCCUGUUACAAAGAGACACAGCUCUCGACGAGUCAGAAGCUGGCGACAACGCGCAGGGACAAACCGGUCACUGUGGUGCGAGCCAAUGAGAUCUGCUUCAAGCAUGCACAGUGGCGACUCACAGAUGCUGACGGACAGUUGGGCAUCGCUGAUCUCGUACUGUCCAACUUUCUGUAUACCAAGAACUCCAAGAGUGACGACUCCGUGGAACACCUUCUAGAGGUCGGCUAUGUCAGGAUGACUAAUCUACUACCGAAUCAAGUCUACAAGGAGGUCAUUGUACCAACAGAAAUCCAGAGCAACAUGCCAGUUGAUCGGAAGAGGGCUGUUAGAGUGUUUUGCCGUGAAAAAGCUCCUGUCGGAGGAAUUUCUGUGAAGGAGCAUUUUGAGAUCAACGUUGUGCCUUUAACCAUAGGUCUGACAAAGAAAUUUUACAAUACCAUGCUGCGGUUCUGUUUCCCGGAGCGGGAUCCAGAGAACAUUGAAGGAGACGGGUUGGAGGAGGCUGAGAGUGGCAGUACCUCAUCAAAAAAGAGCAAGAGUUCUGAAAAAACUGUUAAAAAGGGCAAAGAUUCCAAUUUUUAUGUCCGUAUAGAGCAAAAGGAUGAUGUGGAAAAAAUGAAGGAGCGAGCAGAGAAGAACAAGCUGUUCAUCUACAUCAAGAUCCCAGAGGUGCCGAUGAAGGUGAGCUACAAGGGGAACAAAGAGAAGAACCUGGAAGAUAUCCAGGACGUGAGCCUGGUGAUACCCACUCUGGAAUAUCACAAUGUUACGUGGACUUGGCUGGACCUGCUGCUGGCCAUGAAGAAUGAUAGCAGAAGAGUCAUAUUGCCGCAGGCAAUAAAGCAGAAAUUCCAGAUCAAAGUGAAGCGAGGGGUUGUCAGCGAGGGUCCCUCACCUCAGGAGGAGGACAAGGCGAGGAUUCUGCUUGGUUCCAAGCUGAUGCCUCAAGAAAGUAGAGGACAGAAAAAAGGUGUAUUCAAGCUUCCAAACUAAGGAACUAAAAAUUCCAUGCUAUGGAUCAGGGUUACUCUUCAAGGGACUGCUGCCUGAAACAGAUUUCCUUAGCUAUUUUUUAGAUUUGCAAAUUUAAUAUUAACUUGUGUUCUAGUCUUUAUUUUAUCUGUAUAUAAUGUAAUUUUAAAGCAUUUUCACACAAUGUACUACUGUGUAUUAUUGCUAGGGAAUGUGAAGUCAAUAUUGUUGCUGUUAUAGCCUAUUAGUUUUAUUGAACCAACUUGUUACAAACAACUGUUUUUCUGUUACAAUCUUGCUUUUAUUCUCUUGGCAGUAUUCGUUUCCUAUACUGUGCUAUAUAAGACUGCUUAAAUUGUAAAUGCAAAUAAUAUUAUUUUUAAAGAAAUAAAAUUAUUUAUGAGUA